GGGGAGUCUCCUCCUCUUUCACAGCUCCACGUCCGCUCAUCCACGCACAUGGUCCACAUCUCUUCACCAAGUACAGAUUUGAGACAGAAAGAAAACAACGAUGAAACUUGGCUGAAACUCCAGGUUUGAUGUGUACAGACUCUUGUGUAGUUGAUGGUCCAACGUCACAUUCUUGAUUUUUGUAGUACCCCUGCCUCUUGAGUUGAGUUCAUCAUGGGGGACGCCGACUCCACCAGCUCCAUGCGUCUAAAGCAGGAGAUCUCACUACUCCAUGGUGUCUGUCUCAUCGUGGGGAACAUGAUUGGCUCGGGCAUCUUUGUUUCUCCCAUUGGUGUUCUGGAGAAAACAGGAUCUUAUGGUCUGUCUCUGGUGGUUUGGGUUAUUGGAGGAAUCUUCUCUGUUUUUGGCGCCCUGUGCUACGCUGAGCUGGGCACAACCAUUCGCAAGUCGGGAGCUAGUUAUGCCUACAUCCUGGAGACCUUUGGGGGCUUCCUUGCAUUCAUCCGUCUGUGGACCUCACUGAUGAUCGUGGAACCGGCCUGCCAGGCGGUCAUUGCGCUUACUUUUGCUAAUUACCUUGUGAAACCGUUCUUCCCCACCUGCCCGGCACCAAAUCAUGCAGUACGGCUCAUAGCGGCUAUCAUUAUAGGUCUUCUCACCUUUGUGAACUGCAUGAAGGUAAAAUGGGGGGCCAUUCUUCAGGUCAUCUCUACUGUGGCUAAAGUUCUGGCUCUCAUAGUCAUUAUCAUUGCUGGAAUGAUUGUGCUGGCCCAAGGAAAAACGGACAACUUUAGGGAUUCGUUUGAGAACUCUAAACUGGAUCCAGGAAACAUGGCUCUGGCUCUGUAUGCCGCUCUGUACUCAUACUCAGGCUGGGACACCCUGAACUUCGUCACAGAGGAGAUUAAAAACCCAGAGAGGAACCUGCCAUUGUCUAUAGCGAUCUCCAUGCCUAUUGUCACAAUAAUCUACAUCCUGACUAAUAUCGCCUAUUAUGCAGUGCUGGACAUGAAUACACUGCUACAGAGUGAAGCUGUGGCUGUGACGUUUGCUGACUAUGUGCUGGGAUAUGCUAGCUGGCUCAUCCCGCUGUCUGUGGCCAUCUCCUGUUAUGGAGGUUUAAACUCCUCUAUCAUUGCCGCAUCCAGGCUAUUCUUUGUGGGUUCACGUGAGGGCCAUUUACCCAAUGUCCUCUGUAUGAUCCAUGUCAAACGCUACACGCCAAUUCCAGCCCUGCUGUUUAAUGGUGGCAUGUCACUCAUAUUUCUCUGCGUGAAAGACGUGUUCCAGCUUAUUAAUUACUUCAGUUUUAAUUACUGGCUGUUCAUCGGCCUUUCUAUAGGCAGUCAGAUCUACCUGCGCUUUAAAGCACCUGACCUGCCCCGUCCUGUUAAGUUGAGUCUGUUCUUCCCUAUAGUGUACUGCCUGUGCAGUGUGUUUCUGGUGGUUGUACCGCUCUACAGUGACACUAUAAACUCUCUGGUGGGAAUCAUCGUCGCUCUCUCCGGGGCUCCUGUGUAUUACAUAUGUGUGUACCUCCCGCCCAGCUCCAGACCCGCCUUUCUAGGACACAUGCUCGACACAAUUUCAUUGCAAACACAGAAGCUGUGUUAUUGCUGCGUGGCAGAACCCGGUUUGAACCUGGACGAUCCACCCGAGGAUCACAAAAAGGAAUAAACAAACAUCGGCUCUAAAGGAAGCUGAACCAAGGAAGCCGGAUUACCGAGACUUCUUUGAGAAUAAGCCAACACUCAAGCCAGAACCUCACGUCUGCACCUUCCAGUCUUGAGCAUGCAUGGAAUGGAGCAAUGGAUAGAGAUGAGAUUAUGAUUGAAAUAUUCAACCGAGUAAACAACUGAACACACAAGUACACACACCCUGUGCCUAUGAUCCCUCAGACCUGUGACUGUGUUUUGAACAUUAAGUUCAGUCCAGUGGACACAAUACAGUGGACCAUUCAGUUAAAGACUGUUGUGAAUGUGACAGUAAUGUUGUUUUAUUGAAAUCAGGUUUAUCUCCUUGUUUUAUUCAUAAAUGUUUAUUUUUUUGUCCUCCUGUGAGCUUCUGAUGUUCAUCACAACAGUCUUAUAUGAGGCUCUCUAGUAGGGAUGAUCAACUUUUGUUAGGCCUGUUAACUGAAACGUAGCGUCUCUAGAGAUGUGCAAGAUGCAUUUUUGCUGGAUAAUGAAUUUUGUUUACGGAGAUGAAGGAUUGUUCCAUAGGUACUCCAGACUUUAAAGCCAUAUCUUUUUUUUUCUUUUUUUUGCAGUUAUAACUCCAGUUGGGAAACUGACUUUUUUUUUUUUUAAAGUUACUCUGUGAGCCUUAUUUCAGCUUUAUAUAAAGAUUUAUUUUAUCUAGUGUGUCCUUAUAGUCCAAAGCACAGCAUGUGUUUUUAUUCUGGAUGCCCCAGGUUUUUGGGCAGUUUUUUGGGAGCACUGUCAGUAUGUGCAAAAAUGUUUGCCAUACAUAGACAGUAAAGAUAUUAAAAUAAAAACAGCAGAGUUUGAGUUUACGAGAGGGGAGACGGUGUCUUAACGUGUUUGCCAGUUUUGGUCAAUCCCAACUUCAGUCGUUUCCAAAUAAUUUUAUUUUGUAUGAUUGCUGACAUGCACAGACAUCACUUUAAAAACCGCCUGUCAGAUGUGACAUUUUUCCGGAUUUUUAGAGUACAUCAAUUCCUCAUCUGAUGGACUCAUUAAAAUAAUAGACCAAAGAAUUGGUAAAAUG
Sinocyclocheilus grahami is the source of this 2730-nucleotide messenger RNA. RefSeq names its product Y+L amino acid transporter 2. Gene Ontology annotation, cellular component: membrane. Gene Ontology annotation, biological process: amino acid transmembrane transport. Lineage: Eukaryota; Metazoa; Chordata; Actinopteri; Cypriniformes; Cyprinidae. The transcript has 10 exons. The record is from RefSeq and is a predicted model, not a curated record. Gene Ontology annotation, molecular function: L-amino acid transmembrane transporter activity; basic amino acid transmembrane transporter activity. Bases 214 to 1677 code for a protein of 487 amino acids.